Molecule: messenger RNA, 5270 nt
Organism: Labeo rohita (rohu)
Lineage: Eukaryota; Metazoa; Chordata; Actinopteri; Cypriniformes; Cyprinidae
Gene: appa
Product: amyloid beta (A4) precursor protein a
Exons: 17
Coding region: 144-2375 (743 amino acids)
Biological process (GO): axonogenesis; central nervous system development
Cellular component (GO): cell surface; membrane raft; Golgi apparatus
Molecular function (GO): signaling receptor activator activity; serine-type endopeptidase inhibitor activity; signaling receptor binding
Source: RefSeq, a predicted model, not a curated record
CGCGCUGUUCUGACUCGCCAUCGCAGGCGCAUCGCAUUCUUCACAGAGCCGACGAGAUCCACACACCGACAUUUUACACCGAACGGAUAUUUACCCGAUACAGAACAUCGCUGGUCACUGGAAGCACACAGAAGAGGCGCAGAAUGGGGUGUCGAGAGCUUUUCAUAUUACUGAUAGCCGCGACAUCGACGCUCGCUGUUGAGGUGCCGUCGGACUCCGGUACCGGACUGCUGGCCGAGCCGCAGGUCGCCAUGUUCUGCGGGAAACUCAACAUGCACAUCAACGUUCAGACAGGAAAAUGGGAAUCCGAUCCGUCCGGAACCAAGAGCUGCAUCGGGACGAAAGAGGGAAUCCUGCAGUACUGCCAGGAGGUGUAUCCAGAGCUUCAGAUUACAAACGUGGUUGAGGCCAAUCAGCCCGUCAGUAUCUGGGACUGGUGUAAGAAGGGCCGUAAGCAGUGCCGCAGUCACAUGCACAUUGUGGUGCCGUAUCGCUGCCUGGUCGGUGAGUUUGUGAGCGACGCUCUGCUGGUUCCUGAUAAGUGUAAGUUCCUGCACCAGGAGCGCAUGGACAUGUGUGAGAGUCACCUGCACUGGCACACCGUCGCCAAAGAGUCCUGCGGCGACCGCAGCAUGAAUCUCCAUGACUACGGGAUGCUGUUGCCGUGCGGUAUCGACCGUUUCCGCGGCGUCGAGUUCGUUUGCUGCCCUGCGGAAGCGGAGAAGGAGUCGGACAGCGCUGCCGCGGACGAGGACGAUUCAGACGUGUGGUGGGGAGGAGCCGAGAACGACUACAGCGAGAACAGCAUGACGCGAGACGCAGGAUCCGAACCGGCCGUGGUGGAGGAUGACGAGGAUCCGGACGAGGAAGAGGAGGUUCUGGACAACGACCAGGACGGAGACGGAGACGGAGACGAGGAUGAGAAGGAAGAGGAGGACGACGAGACGGCGGACGAGCGCCAGAGCACCAGCGUCGCCAUGACGACCACCACAACAACCACGACGGAGUCAGUGGAGGAGGUGGUGCGAGAGGUGUGUUUUGCGAGCGCAGAGACGGGCCCCUGCAGGGCCAUGUUGUCCCGCUGGUAUUUUGUGCGUGAGGAGGGCCGCUGCGCUCCCUUCAUCUACGGCGGCUGCGGAGGAAACCGCAAUAACUUUGAGUCGGAGGAGUACUGUCUGUCUGUCUGCAGCAGCGUCUUGCCGACCCCCUCCUCCAGCCCUCCGGACGCCGUGGACCGAUACCUGGAGACGCCGGCCGACGAAAACGAGCAUGCGCACUUCCUGAAGGCCAAAGAGAGUCUGGAGGCCAAACACCGUGAGCGCAUGUCUCAGGUGAUGAGGGAAUGGGAAGAGGCCGAGAGACAGGCGAAGAGUUUACCACGCAACGACAAGAAGGCCGUGAUCCAGCACUUCCAGGAGAAGGUGGAGGCUCUGGAGCAGGAGGCGGCCAGCGAGCGCCAGCAGCUGGUGGAGACGCACAUGGCCCGCGUGGAGGCGCUGCUGAACGACCGCCGACGCCUCGCUCUGGAGAGCUACCUGUCCGCCCUACAGGCCGAUCCGCCCCGGCCGCGGCACGUGUUCAGCCUGCUGAAGAAGUACGUUCGCGCCGAGCAGAAGGACCGGCAGCACACGCUCAAACACUUCGAACACGUGCGCAUGGUCGACCCCAAGAAAGCCGCGCAGAUCCGGCCUCAGGUGCUGACCCAUCUGCGUGUGAUCGAGGAGCGAAUGAAUCAGUCUCUCGGGCUGCUGUACAAGGUGCCGGGAGUCGCUGAAGACAUUCAGGACCAAGUCGAGCUGUUGCAGCGCGAGCAGCAGGAAAUGUCCGCUCAGUUAGCAAACCUGCAGAGCGACGUGCGCGUGAGUUACGGCAACGACGCCCUGAUGCCCGACAGCACCGCCAGCCUCGACCUGCUGCCCGCCGAAGACACGCAGGGAUUCGGAUUCAUCCACCCCGAGAGCUUCAACCAGCCCAACACACAGAACCAGGUUGAGCCGGUAGACGCACGUCCCAUCCCAGACCGAGGCCUGCCGACCCGACCAGUGUCUGGACUGAAACCUGAAGACAUUCCUGAGCUGCGGAUGGAGGCUGAAGAGAGACACAGUGAAGUUUACCACCAGAAACUGGUUUUCUUCGCGGAGGACGUGAGCUCCAAUAAGGGAGCUAUUAUUGGCCUGAUGGUCGGAGGUGUUGUCAUAGCAACCAUCAUCGUCAUCACCCUGGUGAUGCUGAGGAAGAAGCAGUACACGUCCAUCCACCACGGCAUCAUCGAGGUGGACGCUGCCGUGACCCCGGAGGAACGCCACCUGUCCAAGAUGCAACAGAACGGCUAUGAAAACCCCACCUACAAGUUCUUCGAGCAGAUGCACAACUGAUGGUGUGACGCUCCUCUUCCUUCCCGCUCCUCCUCUUUCUCCUCUGCAGACGGUGCAGGAGACACAAACCCAACUUCACUGCUCAUUAACAUCUCGCUUCCUGUUGGCCACUUCACAUGACUGCCAAUCAAACCGACCUUCCAUUGGCUGUACAAAUAUGAACUCGGUCAGUUUCAAGUUGUCGAAGAUGCGGUUUCAAACUGAAUGCACAAUUCAGAAUCAAUUCAGAUUGAACGCAUAUUCAGAUUUAGUUGUGAACUCACUGCAGAUGAACGUGAGUUUAAUGCUGGUAGAGUCAGUUUCGAGUUCAGGUCAGUUUGAAUUGAACAUAUGAAGUUGAUUCACAUUAAAUUCAGAGCACUGAUCUGAAUUCACUCCAGAUUUUCAACUAUAAACUUCUGUUGGCUGGACAGACAUCAACUUUAUUAGAUAAGUGCUAUUGGGAUCAGUUUCAAAUAGUUGAAAUACAGUUUCAAAUUCAGUUCGUAAUUCAAAUUUGUGUAAUUCACAUUGGCUAGACGAAUGUGAAUAUGAUUAGAUUGAGUCAGUUUUAAGAUGCAUUUUCAAAUUGAAUACACAAUUCAAAUUCAAAUCACACAUAAAACUGAAUGCAUAAUUUACCGCCAUUAGGGUGCAUUUCAAGUUCAGUUCUGUUUAAAAUUUGAUUCACAUCAAAUUCAGUCCACAUUUGUAAAUUCAUUCCAGAUUUUUCAACUAUGACUUCCCAUUGGCUGGACAAACAUGAUGAAAUUAAUGCUUUUUUGGGUCAGUGUCAAAUUCAGAGGAGUUUAAAUUGAACACAUAAUUCACAUUCACUUUGAAACUUCAGCUUUAAAUGUGAUUUCAAAUCAAAUUCAAUGCACAGUUCUAUAUUCACUCCAGAUGUCCACUGGACAAACGUGAAGAUGAUCAGACGGUGUCAGGGUCUGUUUCAAGUAGAAGUUUUAGUUUCAAAUUGAAUGCAUAAUCCAGAUUUCAUAAAUGUGAAGAGGUUAAUGCUGUUAGGGUCAUUUUAAAGUUCAGUUUAAAAUUUGAAAAUUCUGCGAUCCACAUCAAAUUCAGUGCACAGUUCUGAAUUCACUCCGGAUUUUAUAACUAAUGCAAUCAAUUUGACUUCAUCAUUCCCUAAACUGGCUGAAUCUGAUUUGUCAGCUGACCGUAUUCCUCCGUUACGAACCGACAGUCCAGGUUCCGGUCGUGUCGCUGCACCGUCUGCUCUCGCACUACUAACCGAGUGAAACACUGGGGGUAUCUGAGGGUGAACGUCCGAGACUUCAUCCCGUCAGACACGCGCGUCUCCUCCCUUCCUCUUCCUCCUCUUCGUCGCACACUGACUGCAGCUGUGCUGUGUUUGGUGACGCAUUCAACCCGUCAGAGAUUAUUCUAGUGAUCGAUGUCCUUCUGAAUGAGAUCUUCAAAAUGUUUGAUUGUUUCUGGUUUGUUUUUCCAAAAAAAAUAAGAUUAAUAAUUGUAAAAAAGAAAUUUGCCAAAAAAAAUUUUUUAGUUGUCAAUAUUGAAGUAAUGCAAAAAAAAGGCUAGUUGUAACUAUGUAGUGCAUGAUAGAAAAAAAAAUGACGGGAAAACUCUGCUAUUUGGAUCUUGGUCUUUUCUCACGUAGAGACAUUUCAGCAGGAUUACUCAGUAACUUGUGAAAAUGUGAUUUGAGUUGCACAAAAAAUGACUCAAUUGGCUUCUGCUUCUGAUAGAACCUAAACUCAAUUAAAAGCUUUGGUUUCAAUACCUGGUUGUUUUUUUCUUUUAUUUUUAUCAGGCUGAGAUCCAGCGGUGGCUGUCGAUGUACAUUUACUGUCUUUAAUGUUUUCGUCCUAUGCAUUUCAGAGAUUUAUUUACUCCUUCUUUGUAUUUAAUUUGAUUCUCCAUUGGACUCGUUGGUGUAUGUGUUUUUUAAGCGGGUGUUUGGGGUGGGCGGGUGGGUUUUUUGGGUCAUUCUGUCUGUUUCUCUCCAGUCAGUUUUGUGUUUUUAGAUCACUCUUUGUCUGCAGAUGUAGAAAGUGUUUCCUCCUCUUCAUCUCUUGUUACGCAGCAGCGCUGACGCUCGUCUCGUCUCGGUUUUCACUGCAGAAACCGACGCAGCGAUGCUGCGCUGGAGCCUCUGAGAGAAAAACACCUUCAUCUCACUGCAAAAUCAAAAGAAAAAGAUUGUUUGCAUUGCGUUAUUGCAUUAUUUUUUGUCAUUACUGUAAUGCAAGAAAAUGUAUUUAAAUUGUGCAAUUGUAAGUAUUUAUCAUGAUUGUAUUUGUAAUUAAUUUAAUGCUGAUUUAUAAUUUUUUUCAAAUAAUUUCCAUUCAUUGCUGCAUUACAGUAAUGCAAAUUUGUGGUUAAAUGUGCUUCAUUUACAUGCAAAUAAUGCAAAUAAAAAUGAAUGCUAAUUUUUUCUUUUGAUUUUGAGGUGAAAUAUGAGUUGGAGGAGAUUAUCAUGUGUUUUGAUGCCUUGAGCAUCACGUCUGUCUCCUGUAGUGUUUCUGUCUGUCACUCACACACGUGUUUUUGUUGUAGUCAGUUUUAGAAAGUGUCCGAUGACUGAUUAUAAGCUGGUGGUUAUUAUCGCGUGACAUCCAGGAUCUGAAAUGACUUCGAUUUACAGCCGAUCACUGUAAACGGUUCAUAAUCACUAAUCAACCCGUCUGAUGAAUGUCGAUCAAUCGUUUACAGAAUCUCCCUCAUGAGCGUCAUUCGUGGCUGUUUUCAGAUCAGUGAUGAGUCCUGGGUAAUUCUCAGCGUGUGUUGCUGUGGUUUGAUCAGAUCUGAGGUGGUUGGAUGGUGGUGAUGAGGUUCUUUCAGUGGCAUUUUUCUGUGUAUCAUUUGCUUUGACUGGAAUUCAACUGCGCUUUCUACACUGUGUUCCAUAAAUAAAGUUUUGAAUGUACAUACAGA